Oncorhynchus gorbuscha (pink salmon) is the source of this 5501-nucleotide messenger RNA. RefSeq names its product zinc finger protein 883-like. NCBI's taxonomy places the organism in Eukaryota, Metazoa, Chordata, Actinopteri, Salmoniformes, Salmonidae. Gene Ontology annotation, biological process: regulation of immune system process; negative regulation of transcription by RNA polymerase II; regulation of cytokine production. The transcript is spliced from 4 exons. The record is from RefSeq and is a predicted model, not a curated record. The coding region runs from base 1337 to 3826 and encodes 829 amino acids.
GGCUAGCUGGCUAGUUGGCUAGCUAGCUAGUUGGCUAGUUGGCUAGCUGGUGUAAAUAAUACUUUGAUAACCAUACAUAUGCUUGAAGGCCGUGGCAGGCCUCUAUUGAUGGCAUUGAUAACUCUAUGUGGGACUCCUGGAUGGAUGCUUUUGGCAAAUACAAGACUCUCGUUUCCUCUGUUUUAAUUUCUAUUUCUGUUUUUGCGGCUAUUCUGGUUUUGUGUGGGUGCUGCUGCAUUCCAUGUAUUCGCUCGCUUACCAAUAAAGUGAUAACUAAGGCUAUUGAUCCUAGCGCCCCGGCUCAGAUGUAUCCUCUCUUGGGCCCGGAGGAUGUGUACGAUGACUUAGAGAUGUGCGAAAUCGACUGAUUAGUCACGUCUCUGCUGAGACGAGAAGAGAGGGAUUACUUAAACUUUUCUCUGAAAAGUUUCUUCCUAUCAGUUGGUCACGUCUGUAAGACGUGAAGAGAGGGAUUUGUAAAUAAUACUUUGAUAACCAUACAUAUGCUUGAAGGCCGUGGCAGGCCUCUAUAUCUAAUGCUUCAGCCCUCAGUAACGAAGGGCAUAAACAAACGGAGAUUACUAAUGUGUUUGCUAUAAUGUUGCUGUAAGCUGUUUUGGGUGCGCCUCUGCAAAUGUUUCCACACAUAGUCACGAAAACAGGAAGAGGGCCAAACCACAAGACUGGAGAAGUUGCAUCUCGUGAGGACAUAUCUGCUGAUGACAGGAACACACACACACAUACACACACACCCCACCCAGAUACAUUCACAUUUAGAACCACACACCCAGCAUUUAGCCUCAAGGGAUCGUGGGCGUAUCUGCUUUUUGACACAUGUAAGCUAGUUGAGCAACGCAAAACAGACAUUAAACAGGAACAUUCUGAGACAAUGGCAACAACAACCUUGGACCAAUAAGGAGAGACAACGCCCGGGUCUGGACCAAUCCGAGGACCAGACCUUCCAGAAUCAACCUACUUUCUGUACUGUAUAAAACAUGUAUGCUGUCUAAAUUAGGGGCUCUCUUUUUCUGACUCCCUCUGAGUUCAAGGAACAGAGCCCGUAUACGCUGUACACAAUACUUUUACUCUGAAUAAACUGCAGAUUGUUAAACUUUAACUCCUCGUCUGAACUGAUCCUUGACCGACUCGCUCACCUAAGCAUCUCACCUUUUACCAACACUGGCUAGCUGGCUAGUUGGCUAGCUGGCUAGCUAACUGGAUAUAACAGGAAACACCUAUCCCACCCCUCUCCUCCCUCUCCCUCCGACCCUCCUCCCCCUUCACCCUCCCGGGGGCCCCAGGUCGUGCCUCUCCCGGUAGCGCCUCACUGCAGGGUAUGAUGAGGUUGUCUGUGUUGUUGGUGGACUGCAGGAAAACAACAGGGCUGAGGGACAGCCGUAACCGUCGCUCUCUCAGUAGAAGAGUCAUAUCUGGGGAGGCUAACGAACAUGAUGCUGACGAGGCAGAGAACAGUCUCUCCAGAUCAGAACACCUCAAACACCAGCAGAGAGUGGCAGGGAAGAAACCUCACCGCUGCUCUGACUGUGGAAAGAGUUUCACCUCUUCGUCAAAACUUAAAACACACCAGAGAAUUCAUACUGGAGAGAAACCGUUUCACUGCACAGACUGUGGGAAGAGUUUUGUUCAAUUAGGCAACCUGAAAAUUCAUCUGCGGACACACACACAAGAGAAGCCUUACCACUGCUCUGUCUGUGAGAAGAGCUUUUCAACAUCACAUGGCAAUAAACUGCACCAGAGAACGCACACCGGAGAGAAGCCUUACCACUGCUCUGACUGUGGGAAGAGUUUUUCUCAUUCAAGAAAUCUGAUAAAGCACCAGCGCAUACACACAGGAGAGAAACCUUACAGCUGUGAUCAAUGUGGGAAGAGAUUUACUAGCUCAAAUGACAUGAUAGUACACAAUAGAAUACACACUGGAGAGAAACCAUACCACUGUUUGGACUGCGGGAAGAGUUUUACUCAGGCAAGCAACCUGAAAACACACCAGCGCAGACAUCUGGGCCAGAAGCUUCACCACUGUUCAGAUUGUGGAAGUAACUUUUCAACAUCAAGGGGUUUAGAGCUGCACCAGCGAACACACACAGGUGUGAAGCCUUACUACUGCUUCAGCUGUAGUAAAAGUUUUGCUAGAUUAGACGGACUGACAGUGCACCAGCGAACACACACAGGUGAGAAGCCUUUUAGCUGUGAUCAGUGUGGAAAGGGAUUUACUCAGGCAGCACACUUGACUGUACACCAGAGAAUACACACUGGAGAGAAACCAUACCACUGCUCAGACUGUGGAAUGAGCUUUAUUAAUUCAAGUCACCUUAAGGUACAUCAGAGAGUACACACAGGAGAGAAGCCUUAUAACUGUGAUGUAUGUGGAAAAAGUUUUGUUACAUCAGGAAGUCUGGCUUCACACCUUCGAACCCACACAGGAGACAAGCCUUACCAUUGUACCGACUGUGGGACAAGCUUUGGCAAGUCAGGCCAUUUAAAAGUGCACCAGAGAACACACACAGGAGAGAAGCCUUACCAUUGUGCCGACUGUGGGAAAAGCUUUUCUGUGUCAGGCGGUUUAAAGUCACACCAGAGAACACACACAGGAGAGAAGCCUUACCACUGUUCUGACUGCGGAAUGGACUUAACCACUUCAGCUGGACUUAAAAUACACCGGAGAACACACACAGGAGAAAAACCAUUCCACUGCUCUGACUGUGGGAAAAGAUUUAAUCAGUCUGGGCAGUUGGUUUUACACCAGCGAAUACACACUGGCGAAAAGCCUUACCACUGCUCAGACUGUGGGCUGAGUUGUACUUCUUCAGGGGAUUUAAAAGUACACCUGCGAACACACACUGGAGAGAAGCCUUUUGGCUGUGAUCAGUGUGGGAAGAGGUUCGCUAAGUCAGGAAGCCUGGCUGGACACAAGAGAACACACACUGGAGAGAAGCCUUUUGGCUGUGAUCAGUGUGGCAAGAGGUUCAGUCAGUCAGGAAGCCUGGCUGGACACAAGAGGAAACACCACACUGGAGAGAGGCCAGACUCUCGCUCUGACACUAGGAAGAGUCCUACAGGGGAAUCGGCCCCAGAGACGUCCAAACCAGCAAGACCCCACCACUGCUCCCAGUGUGGAAAGAGAUUUAUCCGGUUAGGGCACCUGAAACAACAUAAGAGAACACACACAGGGGAGAAGCCUUAUCACUGCUCCCUGUGUGGAAAGGGUUUUGGACACUUGGGGUAUCUAAAAGUGCAUGAAAGAACACAUUCUGUAGAGAGGCCUUUUCAAUGCUCACAGUGUGAGAAGAGAUUUUUCUCAUCAGGGGACCUGAAAUCACAUGAGAAAACACACUUAGUAGUAGAGAGGCCUUUCCAAUGCUCUCGGUGUGGAAAGGGAUUUAUCCAGUCAUCGCAUCUGAAAGACCAUGAAAGAAUACACACAGGAGAGAAGCCAUUCCAAUGCUCCCAGUGUGGAAAGAGUUUUACCCAAAGGGGGAAGCUGAAAGAUCAUGAAAGAACACAUACAGGGGAGAAGCCUCAUCACUGCUCUCAGUGUGGAAAGGGUUUUGGACAGUCAGGGCAUUUAAAAGUGCAUGAAAGAACACACACUGGAGAGAAGCCAUAUCAAUGCUCCCAGUGUGAAAAUAAAUUUUUCUCAUCAGGGGACCUGAAAUCACAUGAGAGAACACACUUAGUAGAGAGGCCUUUCCAAUGCUCUCAGUGUGGAAAGGGAUAUAUUCACUCAUGGCAUCUGAAAGAGCAUAUGAGAAUACACACGAGAACAACCAUUCCAGUGCUCUGUAUGGAAAGGGGUUUAACUGGGUAGUGAGCCUGAAAACGCAUAAAAUGACACACACAGGAGAGAAGCCUUUCCACUGCUCCCAGUGUGGAAAAAGUUUGACCCAUUUAGGGAAUCUAAAAACACACGAGAGGACACACACAUGAGUGUAGCCUCACCUUUGCUCCCAGUGUAGAAAGGGUUUUCUUCAGUUAAGGGGCCUGAAAGAAAAUGAGAGACACACGUGGGUAGAAGACACGAAUGAAGCCCUGCUCCAUUGAUUUCAAAACCAGUGUUUACAUUACCUAGAUAUGAAAAAACAACCAGUUGAAUAAUGGAAUGUAUUUACAAAUUCUUCAACUACAUAUCAUAUUAAGAAUUUGAAAGACAGUAUAAUAAAUACUAGAAUUAUUUGGAUGUAUUUAAAAUAGUUGUGAAUGUACUUAGUAGUUUAAAAACAGUAACAAACAACUUCACAUGGUCUUAUUUCACUGUUUAAUCACAAUAUAAAGCCCUCAACUCUACAACAAACAACUUCACAUGGUCUUAUUUCACUGUUUAAUCACAAUAUAAAGCCCUCAACUCUACAACAAACAACUUCACAUGUCCAGGUCUUAUUUCACUGUUUAAUCACAAUAUAAAGCCCUCAACUCUACAACAAACAACUUCACAUGUCCAGGUCUUAUUUCACUGUUUAAUCACAAUAUAAAGCCCUCAACUCUACAACAAACAACUUCACAUGUCCAGGUCUUAUUUCACUGUUUAAUCACAAUAUAAAGCCCUCAACUCUACAACAAACAACUUCACAUGUCCAGGUCUUAUUUCACUGUUUAAUCACAAUAUAAAGCCCUCAACUCUACAACAAACAACUUCACAUGUCCAGGUCUUAUUUCACUGUUUAAUCACAAUAUAAAGCCCUCAACUCUACAACAAACAACUUCACAUGUCCAGGUCUUAUUUCACUGUUUAAUCACAAUAUAAAGCCCGCAACUCUACAACAAACAACUUCACAUGUCCAGGUCUUAUUUCACUGUUUAAUCACAAUAUAAAGCCCUCAACUCUACAACAAACAACUUCACAUGUCCAGGUCUUAUUUCACUGUUUAAUCACAAUAUAAAGCCCGCAACUCUACAACAAACAACUUCACAUGUCCAGGUCUUAUUUCACUGUUUAAUCACAAUAUAAAGCCCUCAACUCUACAACAAACACCUUCACAUGUCCAGGUCUUAUUUCACUGUUUAAUCACAAUAUAAAGCCCUCAACUCUACAACAAACAACUUCACAUGUCCAGGUCUUAUUUCACUGUUUAAUCACAAUAUAAAGCCCUCAACUCCCAUCUGGUGUGGCUUCUUCUGCUCAUCUGCUUCUUUCAGAUUUUUGACAAGCUUUCCAUUGUACCUGGCAGAGCAAUUGGUGAGAUGUUUAAUCAGUUCUCUUAUUUUUUUAUUUUACCUUUAUUUAACUAGGCAAGUCAGUUAAAGAACAAAUUCACUGUACCUGAUUUGUACCUUGUCAGCUCGAGGGUUUGAAUGUGCAAGCUUCCAGGUUACUAGUCCAACGCUCUAACCACUAGGCUACCCUGCCGCCCCACCCCUCUGAUGUAUGGAAUGAUGUAGCUGUGCUGUGAUGAUUUCGAAUCCUUGCACGCAAUCUGUGGCAAGCAUGUAGGAGCAGUAUAGACCUAGUCUGUUCAUUAUAUACAUCUACAUCAUGUAUUGUUACA